GAAGGAUCAAAGCUUUAUAAAGUCGUCUUAGAAUCGCCCAAGUUGUGGACAUCUGGAUUCGUCAGCAAUUAUUGAUGACAGGACGACAUGGGUGUGACAUUAGAGAGAGUGCAGUUCAAAUUUGCCUCUAUCAUUGGAGAACUCUGCAGUGAGCCAGACAUCCUAUCACAGUUUGCUGUCUGGGUGGAUCUUAGGAUAGCAGAAUACAAAUUAAAAGGCUCAAUUUCUUUAGAUUGCUCCGGUGAAACACCAGAUCCAGUAUGGCUGAAAGGAAUAAAAAGUGCUCUUCUGGCCAAAGAACUUGCUUUAAAGUCUCAGCCAAGAACACCUAGUUUUAAUCGUCGUAAAGCCACUCCACACCCACUAAAGCCUCCAUUAACUCGACCUGCCACAGUUACAAGAGACAGUGGUGACGAGGUUCAUCCUGUGUUGAGCUCAACCCCAAUUAACAAUAGAUCCAGCACUUCAGCUAGAUUAUCUCCCCUUGUUAUAAAGGAAGAACCUGAUGAUGUUUAUCCUAUAAGCUUACAUGUGCAUAAUCCAGACAGUCGCAAACAUCCCUAUACUGUUGACUCUGAUACUGAACAGCCUCAGUCAGCCAAACGGAAAAGAUUUGAGGACACAUCUCCUGAAGAUGCCCCAGCUAAUGAAAGUCUGAUGUCCAUUAUUGGGUUAAAUGAUACGGCGGACAAAACGGACACUGUACUGACCCAGGAAGACAGUGUUUCCAAUGAAAUAGACUUGCUCAUGGCUCAAGAAUUGUCUGAGAAGGCAAGACAGGAUGCAGAUGUUAUCGCAGCAGAAAUUACAGAGCAAUCUUUUUCAUCACUGUCAACAUCGUCUAAUCUUGUGUCUAGCAGGCUUGGACAGGGAAACAAUCAAAAUGAAUCCUGCUUCACUCGUGGCAUUCCAGAGCAUAAGGCUCCCCAAGGGGAAGGUCGGCUGAGCUGCAUUGAUAGGCGAUUACGAAGUCAUGUAAAAGUGUUUGAGAGGUGGCUACAAUGUGAACCCUAUUGUGAUUUCAGGCCUAUUGAAGAUAUCCCACCACCUGAACUUAACAAUUACUUGGCAGACUUUUUUCCUAUGGUCAAAACACAGAGUGAAAGCAGGGAGCACUGGCCAAAGAAAUCAAUCCUUGUCGAAUCAAGUCAAAGGCAGGUGUCUCCUCUGGUUACUGGUUCUUCACAACAAAACCAAAGUAUAGACAGUGGCACAAGAUGUCGCAUUCGGACAUUUCAGCGAUGGAUACAGGCUAAACCAUUCAAUGAGCUCAGAGACAUUGGGAAUAUCCCCCCUGUUGAAUUAGACAAAUAUUUAGCAAAGUUUUUCACAGCUGUUAAAACACAGACUGGUGGAAACUUUUCAAGAAAGUCAUUUUAUUUGUUAAGAUCAUGUUUGGAUCGCUACCUUCAGAGUAUAUCUUAUCCAUUGUCCAUUUCUCAUUCUCGUGAAUUCUUCAGAAGCCAAGUGGCUUUCAGGCUAAGAUUGCGCUCAAUAGCACUAGGGACAACAGAAACAGUCCCAGAUGAACAAGACAUUUUCUUUCCAGGGCAGAAGGCUUAAGUAACAAGAAUUCUGGCUUUACUAUAUGUUUCUAUACAGGCACAUGCUAAUUCGUAAAUUAGUCACAAAGUUUGAGUAAAUAUCCUGCCAGAUAUAUAACUGGAGUAUUGUGUAGUUAAAAAAGGGUAUUUCAAAUUCAGUUUAUUUUUUUGUCAUCAUGUGGCACAGUGCAUACACAUAUUGUCAGAACAAGGCAUUGUUGCUGACCUUUUAUGUCAUUAAGUGGCCGACACUACUGGAAAACAGCCAUUAUGUUAUAUUCAAAUAAGAGUCAAUCUCCUUUGAUACCACAAUUAAUGCAUAAUUACAGUGGGAUUUAAGGCUGUUAUCUGAUUGUGUUUGUUUGGUGGCGAUCAUUUUAUUUUUACUUUGCAUGUACAAGUAUAUGUAUAGGGUAAAGUAGGUGUGAAAUGGAAAUUGUCUGAAAAAGAGAGGCUUAUGUAUAUAGCAGUUACUUGACUUUUUUUUAAAGAACAUCCAGGCAAUUUUAUGUGAUGUCCAAAGAGAUUACGGAGUGAGCUUGAAGCAUUGACUUUUGUGUGUGUGUUUUUUACCAUAUUGGUUAUUUCUCUUUGCUCAGCUUUAUUCGAUUGCAUAUUUGAAAUCUUUUCUCUGAAGGUUGUCACUUUAAUACACAUCCUGCAGUUUCCGGGAUGUCUUGGUCCUGUAUAAUAUAUUUCACUUGUGGCCUUGCCAAUGGUCACGAUCUUGGAUAACCACUCAUCUGGCCAAAAUGUGUGGAAUAACAUAGUGACCAAAUGUGUGCCUAAUUUUUCUCCUCCCAGUUUCUGAUUGAAUGGCAUUGUUUUGGUUGCAGAAUGGACCGGCACCAAUCAAGCUGCUGGAAUUUAUGGACAUCAUGCAAUGGAGGGAACACGUUCUAUAGGAGACCAACCAGUCUCAUUUAUGGAGUCCUUUAAAUCCAAAGCUGAUACUACUUUUGAAAGGACUGUGCGUUACCACGUUAGAUCUUUUGAAGGGUGGAUACAAGGUCCCCCAUACAAUGACCACAGGUCUAUGGAGACUAUUACCCCCGCCGAAUUAGACCGUUAUUUUGCUGACUUCUUUAGUUCAGUAAAGACAAAAAAUGGGGAGGAUUUCACAAAAAAGUCCUUGCUUCGACGCCGAGCAACACUACAACGUUACCUGAAAGAUAAGGGGUAUCCAGAGUCAAUAACUAAUACAGAAGUGUUCCCCCUGAGUUCAUAUGCAUUUCGUGAAAGACUGAAAAAGUGCUAACCUUUUUUCUUGUAUGUGGCCUUAUGGUGUAUGCUUGACUGUUAAAGGGCCGCCCAUUGCUUUAAUCUGCUAAGGCUCUUUAAAGCAUUCUUGAUGGAAAUGUAUGCAUCCUGUGCAAAGUGAAUACUCUAAUUUUGGAGAAUCCUUUUGAAGAUAGUGUGAAUAGGUGUACAUUAUUAACUUUCCAGAUGGGAUGACCUCUACCCCUCUUCCUGAUUUUACUUGCGCCCUUGACUAUUUAUACUAAUCUAUAGGUGUUAUCAUGAAUUUAUCAUGAUUUUAUCAUUUUUAUAUAUCUUUGGCAUCUAUGAUUCCUAACAACAGAUUUCAGAGGGUGAAGUGCCAAAAACUACCUUACAUAUUCAACUCGAGAAACAUUUUUAAAAUGUUCAUGAAAUGGCCAAUAAAUGUUUUCAUACAUUUUUCCGAUGAUUUAUAUCUUAGAUAUGUUUUUGUCUCUCUUUAAUCCAUAUGGCUGUGUGAUUUUUAAAUAAACUUUUGCUGACUAUUGAUGUGUACAUGUUUGUAUAUUUAUUUAUAUAUAUAAAUUGAUAUAUUUGUCACUGGUUAGUUAGACAAAGAAACUUAUGUUGAGCUGUGCUGUGUUUACCACAUCUACCAAAGGUGAAGAAAGAAAAUAGUGUGUGUUCAUCCUGGAGAAAAUUAUCAAGUUAAAGAUUACUUCCUUUCGGUUGCAGAGUUGAUGCGUGCAGGAGGAAUGAAGCACAUGGAUGCCCCUUUAAGGACCAAUGCUGCACCAUUGUGGCCUAAGGAGUCCAGGCUUGAACAUUUGGGUAAAACUGUGCGCUGCCAUGUAAAAGGAUUUGAAAGAUGGUUGC
Molecule: messenger RNA, 3641 nt
Organism: Liolophura sinensis
Lineage: Eukaryota; Metazoa; Mollusca; Polyplacophora; Chitonida; Chitonidae
Exons: 5
Coding region: 88-1563 (491 amino acids)
Source: RefSeq, a predicted model, not a curated record